AAGAAGACGCGGAGACGACGGCGACCUGCUCCCAAGUUUCCGCGCCGGCGGAUCUCGGGGUGUGAUCCGCGGGGGCGCCCACGUGGGGAGAGGAAAGCCGGGAGGCGGCGGGACGCGGCGGAGCGCGGGCGGCGGACGGGACCGCGGCGGGUCCGCAGCGCACCGGGCCGGCCCCCCCGCCCCCGGCGGCCCCGCACCGGGCAGGAAGGGGUGGAGCGGCCGGGCGGGGUGCCGCGGGCGGGGAGGGGAGGGCCGGCAUCCCGGCUGCGCUGAAGCCGGGCGGACGGGCUGCGCCUCGCCUCCCGUGAGCGCUGCCCAUGGAGCGGCUGCCCGGCCAGCCCUGAGCCCGCGGCCCCGGCCGCCCGCCCCGCAGCCGCCCCCGAUGGAGCCCGAGGAGCGGAAGAUCUCGGUGUGGAUCUGCCAGGAGGAGAAGCUGAUCUCGGGGCUCUCCCGGCGGACCACCUGCUCGGACGUGGUGCGGGUGCUGCUGGAGGACAGCCACCACCGGCGGCAGCGCCCGGCGCCGCCCGAGCCCGGCGGCGGGAUGCUGUCGGGGCCGCCGCACUCCUACUGCAUCGUGGAGAAGUGGCGCGGCUUCGAGAGGAUCCUGCCCAACAAGACGAAGAUCCUGCGGCUCUGGGUGGCGUGGGGGGACGAGCAGGAGAACGUGCGCUUCGUGCUGGUGCGCAGCGAGGCCUCGCUGCCCAACGCGGGUCCGCGCAGCGCCGAGGCGCGGGUGGUGCUGAGCAAGGAGCGCCCCGGCCGCGGCCUGGGGGCGGCCCGCGCCAGCCUGGCACUCACGCAGGAGCGGCAGCGCCGGGUGGUGCGGAAAGCCUUCCGCAAGCUGGCCAAGAUCAACAAGAAGCGGCAGCAGCCGCUGGCCCGGGAAGCCUCGUCGGCGGAGAGGAUGGAGACGCUGGUGCACCUGGUGCUCUCGCAGGACCACACCAUCCGGCAGCAGAUCCAGCGGCUCCGCGAGCUGGACCGGGAGAUCGACAGGUACGAGGCUAAGAUCCACCUGGACCGCAUGAAGCGGCACGGCGUCAACUACGUGCAGGACACCUACCUGGUGGGCGCCGGGGAGCCGGAGCCUGGCCAGCCCCCCGCCGGCCGCCCCGAGGAGGACUAUGCCAGGAAGUGCGAGGAGGUGCUGCAGCUGCAGGAGCAGCGGGCGCAGCAGGAGGAGCUGCUGGAGCACCUGGCCGCCGAGAUCCAGGAGGAGCUCAACGAGCGCUGGAUGAAGCGGCGGCGGGAGGAGCUGGAGCUGGCGGCGGGACCCGGCCUGGCCGACACGGACUGCGACACCACGGAGCUGAGCGGCGGCGGCGAGGGCGAGCUGCACCUGGAACACGAGCGGGUCAAGACUCAGCUGAGCACCAGCCUCUACAUCGGCCUCAAGCUGAGCACGGACCUGGAGGCCGUCAAGAGCGACCUGGACUGUACGCAGCGGGCGUGGGAGGACAAGGAACGGGAGCUGCAGCGCCUGCUGGAGACGCUGGGCACCCUGGACGUGGCGGAGGCGCCGGCGGAGCCCCGCGGGGCGGCGGGCGGGGGGCGGCCGGCGGCGACCCCGGCGGGCGGCUGGGUGGAGCUGCGCAAGGACCGCGCCGACAACGACGAGGACUCGGACACGGGGUUGAGCUCCAUGCACAGCCAGGACUCGGACUCGGUGCCCGUCUGCGAGUCCCUCGUGUAGCGCCCGCCCGGCCGCGGCCCCCGCCGGGCAGCGAGGCACAAGCGGAGCGGGGCUGCCGAGGCACAGGGCGCUGUAGGGCUGCGGGCAGGUGUGGGGCAGGCGAGGAAACUCCCGGCGCAGGAGGCAGUCGAGCAGAGGAAACAUUUUAAUUUGAGCUCUGGAGUUUGGGCUUGUUCUGACUAGUCGUCCGCGGGCAGCGUUUAGGCUGGCUCGCAGGUACUUUUAUCUGAGGAAGAGAGAAACCCGCAGCGUGUUUGCGUUUCGUUCACGUCUGGGAUUGCUCUCUCCUUAAAUCCUGCCGCUUGCUUCCCUCCGAAGCUUUUCUUGCCGGGCCUUUUAAUCCCAGGGCUCCCCACGAACUCCCCACUGUAGCACAGACUGCUCUGGGUAAGCUCUUCACGAGCAAAAGGCCGGGAUGUGAGCUCCAGAGCGGGAAUCUGGAUUUCCCGAACAGGUUCUUGGCAGUGCAGAGGCAGAUGGUGGGUUAUACUGCCUGUCAUUUACAAACACACCCGGCUCCUUUACAGGCAAAAAGUCACUAAGACUAAAGCUGCUGAUCAUGUAAACACUAUGGAGGAAAAGAGGUGUUAGUACCACUGACACUGGGAUCUCCCAGGGCGCAAGCUUUUGGAAGGUACUGCAGUUCCUUUUGGCAACAGAAAGGAGUGAUAAAUCACUUCCUUUUUUUUUUUUUUUU
Pseudopipra pipra is the source of this 2393-nucleotide messenger RNA. RefSeq names its product Ras association domain family member 10 (gene RASSF10). The transcript has a single exon. Gene Ontology annotation, biological process: signal transduction. Lineage: Eukaryota; Metazoa; Chordata; Aves; Passeriformes; Pipridae. The record is from RefSeq and is a predicted model, not a curated record. The coding region runs from base 383 to 1696 and encodes 437 amino acids.